This is a messenger RNA of Chironomus riparius, 682 nucleotides long. The record is from the annotation of a GenBank genome assembly. NCBI's taxonomy places the organism in Eukaryota, Metazoa, Arthropoda, Insecta, Diptera, Chironomidae.
GUUUUUUAUAAUUCGUUAUUUUUUGAAUAAUUUUUUAACAACAAAAUUCUGUAAAAUCGAUUUUAAUUAAAUUUGUCUACAAAAUGCCUGCUAUACAUGAAUUAAGUGCUGAGGAAAUGAAGAGGGCAAGCAAUAUUGUCACUACGCUUGGAGAUACAUUAAAAAUCUUUGAGGAACUUCGAAUAAAAAGCUUUGAAAACUGGCAAUUUGAUGAAAAUGAGAAAUGUUCUGUUCUCGAGAUGGCAAGAGCCGGAUUCUACUAUUCAGGCAAUUCAAAAGAUGAUGAUUCUGCGAUUUGUUUUGUUUGUGGAAAAGUUUUGGAUGGAUGGGAAAACACAGAUGAUCCAUGGAUGGAACAUCAAAAGCACUCAGCUAAUUGUAAAUUUGUUCAAAUGAGACGUUCGGAAGAUGAUUUGACGCUUGAAGAGUUCCUGGAUUUAUGUGAGCACAUCAUUAAACAGUUUCUUACAAAUCAAUUUCGCAAGAAGGAAGCAGCAUUUAUCAAGAGAAUUGAAAAGAUACGUGAUAUCCUUAAAAGUCAACAAUACUGAGCAUUCAACAGUACUUGAAAGCAUUUCAUUCAAUUAAAUUGCUCCUUAAUAAAUUGAAUUUACGUUUUUAUAAUGCCAUUUAAUGUUUUUAAAAAGAGAUCAUUACUUUUGCUUUUUUAUUCAUCGUUUAC